This is a messenger RNA of Ruditapes philippinarum (Manila clam), 2619 nucleotides long. RefSeq lists its product as uncharacterized. Bases 257 to 2614 code for a protein of 785 amino acids. Lineage: Eukaryota; Metazoa; Mollusca; Bivalvia; Venerida; Veneridae. Gene Ontology annotation, molecular function: protein binding. The transcript has 8 exons. The record is from RefSeq and is a predicted model, not a curated record.
CAAUUUCAGCAAAAAAUUCACCACUGGAGUACUGCACAAAUCAUAUAUCAUGGGAAGAUGCAUUUAUGUAAUCGUGUGCACAGACCUGUAUCUUAAAUAUAAAUAGUAGCUGUGUAAUAAGAUCUUAUAUUUCAAUGCUAAAUAAAAUAUUUAUUUGAAUGUUUAAAAUGGCAGGACAAAAUAACUUAACGAACCUGUUAAUGUAAAUGAUAAUUUAUCUCUAAACGAUGAUAUUCGUGAACAAAAUAAUAUUGAAAUGGACUUUGUUGGCAGGGAAAAUGACCUUGAAAAGUUACAUAAGGAGUCAGAAGUUUGUAGGAUAGUUGGUAUAUUUGGAAUCAAAGCUGUCGGCAAAUCAAGGCUUGUGGAAGAAUAUUUGAAGAGAUUUAAACCAGACGGAGUCAAAGUAAUACAUAUAGACAUAAAGUUGAUGCCGGAUAUAGUGUCGUUGUAUAGAAACAUCUGCACAGCCUUGGAACUAGACUUUGAUCAAGAGUCGACUGGAUCUGACCAAUGGAUUCAUAAUAUCGAGCUAUUUCUCAAUUCUGUACCAGGAAACCAGUUUCUGUUCUUCUUUGACAAUACAGAGGACUAUCAGGAUACUGAAAAUCUAAAUAUUUCUUCUUCAUUUUUGAAAUUAUGCACCACAAUGAUAGAGAAAUGCAGAAACGUUCAGAUUUUCAUCACUUCAACUACUCAAGUUCAAUUUUCUAAGCUUGGAAGAGUUAAUUACAGUCAUGAACUGCUACCUUUGAAUGAAACAGAAGCUAGACAGCUACUGGAAAACGUGACUCCGAAGAUUGAUCUAGGAGACUAUGAGAGUGCACUGAUAACGCUUAGUGAAGGAUUGCCACUACUGAUCCUUAUGAUCGGAUCAGAGUUAACAGAAGACGCAGGGAUGAUAACUCCGAAAGAUAUGGUCGAUCUUUUACUCACUUGUAGACUCAGAGCAUUGAGUAGAGAAUUUUACCCAGCGGAAGAUAGAGUCGGAGAUGUCUACAGGAAGUUUCUUGAUCGACUUGACGAAGUGUAUAAGAAUCAUCUCACAGUUUUAGAUUACAUCCCAGGAACAUUUAGUGCUGAACAGGCACAACAUAUACUUGAUAUAAAUACAGUGGUGAUGACCAUGGAGGAAACUUUACUGCCUGCACGCAGACGUCAUAUUCUUCAUUAUGACCUACAUACAAAACGAUUUGGAAUUCAAGGAAUUCUACGCGAAUGUAUAAAGUCAUUCUACAUCAUUAAAAAUUUACCAGAAGUAAGACGAAGAUACAUAGAAAUCUUUUCUGCUGUAAUGGUCAAUAUUUCCAAGCGUCUUAAAACAUCUGAAUAUACAAACGCUAUGGCUGAAUAUUUUAUUGAACAACCGAACUUACAGAAGCUGAUGAUUGAAAUAGAGAACACUGCUCAGGACAACUAUAAGUUCUUCAUAGAAAUGGUCACUAACUGUACCGGAAUGAUCGAACAUUUUAUGUCAGGAAAUGGUCAAGUAUUUUAUAAGCACUGUUUACAGGCUGCGGAAAGGUAUGGCCAGGACGAGGAUAAAGCAGCGGUCAACAUUGCUGUUGGAAGUUUAUACACAAAUACUACGGGAAAUUUACUCGGCGGUGAAGCACACUACAAAGCGGCAGUGGACAUUCUAGAACCUCGAGGUGAAAGAUCAUUACUCCUUCCAACAGCUUAUCAAAGGAUAGGUUGGAACACACACCUUCAAGGACAAAACACUGAUGCUAUAGGAUAUUUCAAGAAAUCAUUGGCAAUAACUGUGAUAUCGGGGGAAAAGUUCAAAGUAAUUGCUGUACAAUCAUUAAACAGUAUGGGUGUAUGUUAUACGUUUUUAGGGAAAUUCAAAGAAGCAGAAAAGUACCACUUUCAAUCAUUGAAGCGGUGCCGUAUGUUCCUUGGUGAGAGUCAUCCAGGAAUAGCUGCUUGUUAUAACAACAUUGGUGAAAUGUAUGAUUUAAAAGGUGACUCCGAAAAAGCAAUGGAAUACUAUAAAAGAGGACUUGAUAUGAAACUACAAUGCAAUGCUCCUGUUUUAUCGACUGUUCUCUCCUUAUGCAGUACAGCUAAAAUGAUGAUCCCUUUAAGACAAUUCAAAGAGGCCCAUUCACUUCUAGAUGAUGGGUUUGAAAAGUUGAAGAAAGAAAAGCUCCAACCAAAAGAAGCCGAAGCGUGCGUAUGCCACACUAAAGGUUUGGUCUAUAAAGAAGAAGGUCGUUUUAAUGACGCAAAGGAAAUGUUCCGGAAAGCAGUAGAAAUUAGACAGAACAUUGCACCAAACAAUAUCCAGUAUAUUGAGAGUUUAUCGCAUUUGGCAGACAUAUAUAAGAUACAAGGCUAUUUACCCAGGGGUUUGAAAUAUUGUGAAAGGGUUUUACAACUUAAGGAACAAAUUAUAACUUCAACGCCACACACGUUGGUUAUUGCUGAUUCUUUCGAUCGAAUGGCUGACAUCUACAAUAAACAAGAUAAUACGCAUAGAUACAUUGAAACCCUAGAGGAAUUACAAUCAGAACUUCUCCGUUUAGAGCGUGUUUUCCUUUGUCAUCAAAAUGAAAGAGAUUUGUAUAAAAUACGGUAUAGACUUAGAAAUUUAGAUGCCUGUUUUUAAGUGGU